Molecule: messenger RNA, 663 nt
Organism: Acaromyces ingoldii
Lineage: Eukaryota; Fungi; Basidiomycota; Exobasidiomycetes; Exobasidiales; Cryptobasidiaceae
Product: ribonuclease H-like protein
Exons: 4
Coding region: 1-663 (220 amino acids)
Cellular component (GO): mitochondrion
Molecular function (GO): nucleic acid binding; 3'-5'-RNA exonuclease activity
Source: RefSeq, a predicted model, not a curated record
AUGACCAUGUCCGCCGACCGAUCAAGUCCGAUUCCUCCGCCCACAGCGACGCGCCGGCUGACGCCCUCCGAUGGGCCACUGGUCUGGAUCGACUGCGAGAUGACGGGCCUCGAUGUCGAGAGCGACCGGCUGCUCGAGGUGGCAUGCAUCAUCACCGACGGCAGUCUCGCGCCCCUGGACGAGGGCGUCAGCUAUGUGAUCCGCACCGAAAAGGCCGUGCUCGACUCCAUGAACGAGUGGUGUGUCAACCAGCACGGCAAGUCCGGACUGACAGAGGCGUGCCUCGACGAGAAGAGGGCACACCAGCACGCAGACGUGCGUGCCGCCGUGCUGGCCUACAUCCUCGACCGCAUCCCCACCAGCGGCGUGGCCUGCCUGGCGGGUAAUACAGUGCAUGCAGACGCCGCCUUUCUCAAAAAGGAGAUGCCUGAGAUCACCAACCACCUCCACUACCGCAUCGUCGACGUCAGCACCAUCAAGGAGCUCGUCGGCCGCUGGUACGGCGACGGGAGCCGGUGGACCGGCGGCAAGGGCAGCCACCGCGCCCUCGACGACAUCCGCGGCAGCAUCGAGGAGCUCUCGCACUAUCGGCGCAACUUUUUUGUCAUGUCAGGGAGCAGCAGCAACAACAACAACAACAACAGCAGUAACAACAGACACUAA